This is a messenger RNA of Dermacentor silvarum, 813 nucleotides long. Its product is annotated as catechol O-methyltransferase domain-containing protein 1-like. Gene Ontology annotation, molecular function: S-adenosylmethionine-dependent methyltransferase activity; O-methyltransferase activity. Lineage: Eukaryota; Metazoa; Arthropoda; Arachnida; Ixodida; Ixodidae. Bases 324 to 731 code for a protein of 135 amino acids. The transcript has 5 exons. The record is from RefSeq and is a predicted model, not a curated record.
GUGGCAGUCGCAGCAGGCGCCUUCACUUCGGCACACCUUUUGGGCGCCGACUUGUGCGUCCACGCGAGGCUUUCACCGAACGACGCCGGCGACCGUAUACACUGCUGUUGCUCGUAUCUGUCGCGGAGGUCGAGACGUUGAAAUAUGUGUAGCAGUCCCCGAUUGCUGCCGUAUCGCGGAGCGCGUCGAUAAGCACUGCUUGGGCUCAGAGCUACGCCGGCGACUGCACGAGACGCACCUCACGAACGUCCGUUCCCCGGACUCGUGGUUCACUUGUAGCGCCAAAGUUUUCCCUGGUUCGCAGGAUCGCGUGCACCGUAGUCAUGGAGACGGCACCGUCACAUCGUGGUAGGGGCAAAGGCAAGAUUGCGACGCCAGAGGCCGAGGCCUACGUCAGUGAGCACUGCAAGCUGCACCCGGUGCUCGAGAAACUUAUAGCUGAAACUGUCAAGCUGCCUCACGGGCGUAUGUACACCAAGCCUGCGCAGCUGACACUCUACCAAGUCCUACUGAAGGCAACCCGUGCCAAGAAGUACCUGGAAGUGGGUGUGUUCACUGGCUGCAGCGCACUGUCUGCGGCCCUGGCGCUUCCUCCCGACGGUAUCGUACGGGGCCUCGACAUCGAUCAAGAGGCCGCCGACGUCGGGAGGCCAUUCUGGAAAGAGGCUGGAGUCGAGAAAAAGAUUGACAUUCGCAUUGGAAAAGCCGUCGACACUUUAGGUGAGACUUAAAAAUGCACGGUCGUACGCGUCUCUUUGCGAGACCGUGCUCGUGUCGAAGUGGAAAAUAUGUGACAACGGUGGAACGGCGUAA